Molecule: messenger RNA, 2881 nt
Organism: Arachis duranensis
Lineage: Eukaryota; Viridiplantae; Streptophyta; Magnoliopsida; Fabales; Fabaceae
Product: hydroxyproline O-galactosyltransferase GALT2-like
Cellular component (GO): Golgi membrane
Molecular function (GO): galactosyltransferase activity; carbohydrate binding
Source: RefSeq, a predicted model, not a curated record
CAGAGGAAAUUUGGUAAUAAAAACAAACAAACAAGGUCAAAAACCAACAUUGAUUUUAAAAGUUUUGGUCCCCCUCAUGUUCUUCACGUUCGGGUGAUCAUCAUAGUGUUCAGUUACAGGCUGACGCCCGUUCACAUUUCUGAUUUCCCUCUCUUCUUUGCACUAAUCUUCACGGGUUCGGCAUUUAGGGUUCAAUCAACCAAUCUAGAGAUCGAGUUUUCUGCAGAAUGUUGGCCAAAGCUUGAAGCUUUAAGUAUUUCUCGGGGCUGAACUGAAACGGGUUCCUUCUAAAUUUUCUGAUUGAUGGUUGCUUUCGUCUAUUCCUAAACUCGAUCUCUUCCUUUGGUUAUUUAUUUAUUUUUUUAUCUUUUACGAAGAUGUCCACUCCCAUUGCCUAAUAAGUAGCUCUAGUUGUUUUUGUUUCAAAUUUUAAUAUUUUAUUCUUUCAAAGAAUGGUAUGUGGGGUUUGAGCUCAUUGUUGUCGUCUCUGUAGAAGUGUGUUGCAGUUUUGGGACGUUUUUGAAGAUGAGGAGAACGAAAAGUGAUCCUUCCAUUUCGAGAAGGUUUAAGUUGUCUCAUUUUUUGUUUGGCAUUGGGGGGUUAUACUUGGUAAUUAUAGCAUGUAAGUUUCCAAAGUUUCUAAGAACUGUAUCAACGCUAAGUGGGGUUGAGAGUCAUGGUAGAUUGGAUGGGGAAGAUGAUGGAGGCUCUGAAGAUUCAGAUUUGAGCAAGUCUUUUGUGAGUUCUGUUUAUAGAGAUGCACUUCACCGGAGGUUAGUGGAUAAUAGGGACCAGGGUGCACCCUUGAGGCCAAGCAUGGAGCCAAUGAAGGAGGCAGAACAUGGUCCUGAACCCUUGAAGAAGAUUCCUCCGCGAUAUGGUAGGAUAACUGGGGAAAUCAUGCAUGACCAGCAGGGAGAAAGCUCUAUUUUUGAUGAAAAACCUGAGUCAUGCCCUUCAUGGGUAUCAAUGAGUGGGGAUGAACUGGUGAAAGGAGAUAAUUUGAUGUUUCUUCCUUGCGGGCUUGCAGCCGGUUCUUCCAUCACUGUGGUUGGGACACCUCAUCAUGCUCAUAAGGAGUAUGUUCCCCAGCUUUCCAAGUCGAAGAAAGGUGAAGGAUUGGUUUCAGUUUCACAAUUCAUGGUUGAAUUGCAAGGGCUAAAGACAGUGGAUGGGGAGGAUCCUCCAAAAAUUCUUCAUUUGAAUCCUCGAAUAAGAGGGGAUUGGAGCAAACAGCCAGUUAUCGAGCAUAACACCUGUUAUCGAAUGCAUUGGGGAUCAUCUCAAAGGUGUGAUGGUCUGCCAUCUGGGGACGAAGAUGGAAUGCUUGUCGAUGGAUACAAAAAAUGUGAAAGAUGGAUGCGGAAUGAGAUUGUGGACCCGAAAGAGUCCAAGACGACAUCAUGGUUUAAGCGGUUUAUAGGGCGUAAACAGAAGCCAGCAGUGACCUGGCCAUUUCCUUUUAUAGAGGGUAGAAUGUUUGUCCUUACGUUGCGUGCUGGUGUUGAUGGAUUUCAUAUUAACGUUGGGGGUCGCCAUGUAACUUCAUUUCCAUACCGCACUGGUUUUACACUUGAAGAUGCUACAGGAUUGGCAGUUAAAGGGAACGUGGAUGUUCAUUCAAUUCAUGCCACCUCUCUUCCUACUUCCCAUCCUAGUUUCUCACCUCAAAGAGUACUGGAAAUGUCAGAGUCCUGGAAAGCCAGUCCUUUACCCAAACACCCUAUUAAACUUCUCAUUGGAGUGCUUUCUGCUUCAAAUCACUUCGCAGAACGUAUGGCGGUUAGAAAAACAUGGAUGCAAUCACCUGCAAUAAAGUAUUCAGAUGUAGUAGUACGGUUCUUUGUUGCACUGAAUCCAAGGAAGGAAAUAAAUGCAGUGCUGAAGAAGGAGGCUGCUUACUUUGGCGAUAUUGUCAUUUUGCCCUUUAUGGAUCGCUAUGAGCUUGUUGUGCUUAAAACUGUGGCCAUUUGUGAGUUUGGGAUUAAGAAUGUGAGUGCUGCAUAUGUUAUGAAAUGUGAUGAUGAUACGUUCAUUAGGGUGGAUAAAGUCUUGAAAGAAAUCGAGAAGGUACCCCAGAGAAAGUCCCUUUAUAUGGGCAAUCUCAAUCUCUUGCAUCGACCUCUCAGAAAUGGCAAAUGGGCUGUUACUUAUGAGGAGUGGCCAGAAGAAGUAUAUCCUCCUUAUGCAAAUGGGCCUGCUUAUGUAAUUUCCAGUGAUAUUGUUACUUUCAUCUUAUCUCAACAUAAAGAUAGGAAGCUAAGGCUGUUCAAAAUGGAGGAUGUAAGUAUGGGAAUGUGGGUUGAGCGGUAUAAUACAAGCACAGGAGCAGUCCAUUACGCGCACAACUGGAAGUUUUGUCAGUAUGGAUGCAUGGAUGGCUACUUCACUGCACACUACCAAUCACCAAGGCAGAUGAUUUGUCUUUGGGACAAAUUAUCAAAAGGCCAAGGUCGACCACGUUGCUGCAAUUUCAGAUGACGAAUCGAGAAAUGCAACUAUGCAAGCAGCUCUUGUCACAGUGACUUGCCAUUGUAUCUUUCUCCAUUCCCUUAAGCCUCUGUGGUUAAGGUAGUGUUCACCAUGAAUGAUUGUUUCUAAAACAGGACGGGCAAAAAAAAGCUCAGAUGAGGAGUGUGGAACCAGAUACAACUAUAACUUUGGUGCUUGUGCAUUCGAGAGGAGAAAUCAGGUAACAAAUGUUUACAUGAGAAUGUCAAAAAGCAUUGCACUCUCCAACACAUACAUUCGUUUAGAAUUAAAAUUUUGUGCCUUAAUAACUUGGCUUAUAUCUGUUCUUUACUUAUUCUUGAUUCAAUUUUGAUUGUGGAGUCUUAGAUGAAGACACCACUACUUUGAAUUACGUACCACUUUCAUUAUU